GGUGCUGAAACAAAUGAAAUAGAGUCAGUGCCAGUGAUGGAGGGAGAUUCUGUCACUUUAUACAUUGAUGUUCCUGAAAUACAGAAAAACAAAAGUAUGCUGUGGAAAUAUGGAGCUGAAAAGUACACUAUAGCUGAAAUCAAUAGAAAGUAUGAAUUGUUCUUCACAUAUGAUGGUACUGAUGGGAGAUUCAAAGACAGACUGAAGCUGGACAAACAAACUGGAUCUCUGAUCAUCACAAACAUCACAACUGAACAUGCUGGAGUUUAUCAACUAGAGAUAACUGAAGCGAGAACAACAUCAAAAUCAUUCAAUGUUUCUGUCUAUGCUCGUCUGCCUGUUCCUGUCAUCAGCAGUAACUCUUCACAAUGUUCAUCAUCCUCUUCAUCAUCAUCAUCAUCAUCACAGCAGAAUUGUUCACUGGUGUGUUCAGUGGUGAAUGUGAGUCAUGUGACUCUCUCCUGGUACAAAGGAAGCAGUUUAUUGUCCAGCAUCAGUGUGUCUGAUCUCAGCAUCAGUCUCUCUCUACCUCUGGAGGUGGAAUAUCAGGAUAAAAACAGCUACAGCUGUGUGCUCAACAAUCCCAUCAGCAACCAGACUCAACAUCUGGACAUCACUCAACUUUGUCACACAUGUGCAGGUGAAGGCCUACCUUUAUUUCUCAUAGUGCUGAUCUCUGCGGCUGCGUCUAGUUUUCUGUUGAUUGUAGCUGCAGUCAUUAGGAUCUUCUGGACCUGCAAGAAAUGUCGAAAAAACGUCCAGAUACAGAAGGAAGACAGAAGUGAUUCAGCAUUGUGUAAACCAAAAACACGACAAAAGAAAUCGAAGGAGGAGGCUCUGUAUGAAAAUGUUCCCAAAAAACGAUGA
This is a messenger RNA of Sinocyclocheilus anshuiensis, 867 nucleotides long. Its product is annotated as SLAM family member 5-like. Lineage: Eukaryota; Metazoa; Chordata; Actinopteri; Cypriniformes; Cyprinidae. The transcript is spliced from 5 exons. The record is from RefSeq and is a predicted model, not a curated record. Bases 37 to 867 code for a protein of 276 amino acids.